This is a messenger RNA of Fimicolochytrium jonesii, 819 nucleotides long. Its product is annotated as magnesium transporter. The transcript has 5 exons. Bases 169 to 486 code for a protein of 105 amino acids. The record is from RefSeq and is a predicted model, not a curated record. Gene Ontology annotation, cellular component: Golgi apparatus; early endosome; plasma membrane. NCBI's taxonomy places the organism in Eukaryota, Fungi, Chytridiomycota, Chytridiomycetes, Spizellomycetales, Powellomycetaceae.
GGCUGCACUUCCAAACGAGCGUCCCUUCCUCGACACCCCCCUCCGCUGUGCACAACACUGCUGAUAUUUACUCCCCCUAUCAUACGGCUUCACGGCCCGAUAGAGUCACGUCGUCGCAAACCCCCAUAGCUCCCUCUCCAAAACAACUCCGCCACAUUAUAUCCCAAGAUGGUCUCAUGGCCAGGACGUGCAAUAUAUGCACUCGGUUUCUUGCUGUUGAUUCAUUCCGGAUACUCUGCCUAUGAACAUUUGGCAUAUGUGAAGAUCAUCGGGAAGCAUGAGGAGUCAUUACCUAUAGAUAUCAUCCUAGAAUGCAUCAUCAGCGUGAUACUAUGUUCGGUGGGCCUAUCGCUGGUAGCUGGAGAGUUCAAGCCAAUAUCGCUGGAGAAGCAGUUGACCCAGAUGUCUGUGGAUGCGAUUGACUCGAGACCGUCGUUCCGGACGCUGAAUCAUCGUGGGACGACGGUGUUUCGGGCGUCUACGUGAGAGAUUGGAACGUGACGUACCAUAGCAGGUUGAUGUACAUACUAGGUGCCGAAUGCGAUUUUGUGGCACGAGUUAUGGAAGGUUGCAAUCCUGUAGACUUCGUCGAUUUUGAAUGUCAGGCGGAUAGACGGAGUACCGAGGGGAAUAUCUGGACGCCGGCAACGGGUGUCAAUUCCCACCUCCUCGCUUUUGCAUUUCAAUGACCUCCCGUGGAAACACUCGGAUCCAUCCCAGGAAUCUUAACCUAGAUCGGUUCUCUAUACAAUGCCUCGCUCGUUUAUAGCCGUAACUCUACAUGAAAAUGCUCGAUAUGUACAUGCGUGAAAUGCCGCA